CCAUUCUUCUUUAAAUAGUAAGUAACAUAUUAAUAAGAGAAUGAGCAUAUAUAAACCAAACUGAUUGAAUACGAAUUAAAUUCCUCCAUAUGCAUUUGUUUUCUCCUCUUUAUCCUAUGCCAAAUGCACCUUAGCCUCGCCCCAAGCAGAGAAAUCCAUGGAUGCCAUUAAUCCCAAAUUCCUCAACCCUAGAAUCAUCAACAUCAACGGAGACAUGCAGCCGACCACCUCCUCCUCCGACUCGGCCGCGGAGGGCAACGGCGACGCCAAGUGGGCGCCAAAGCUCCUCCGCGAGUGCGCUGCCGCGAUGUCGGAAAAGGACUCCGGCAAGAUGCACCACCUCCUCUGGAUGCUGAACGAGCUCGCCUGCCCCUACGGCGACCCCGACCAGAAGAUCGCCGCCUACUUCCUCCAAGCCCUCUUCUGCAAGGCCACCGACUCCGGCCGCCGCUGCUUCAAAACCCUAGCCUCCGUCGCCGAGCGGAGCCACUCCUUUGACUCGUCCAGAAGACUAAUCCUGAAAUUCCAAGAGGUCAGCCCCUGGACCACCUUCGGCCACGUGGCGUCCAACGGCGCCACGCUGGAGGCCUUGGAGGGCGAGCCCAACCUCCACAUCAUCGACCUCAGCACCACCCUCUGCACCCAGUGGCCCACCCUCCUAGAAGCCCUCGCCACCCGCUCCGACGACACCCCGCGCCUCCGCCUAACCGUCGUCGCCGCCGCCGCCGCCGUUAAAUCCGCCAUGAAGGAGAUCACGCCGCGGAUCGAGAAAUUCGCCAGGCUCAUGGGCGUCCCCUUCGAGCUCGCCGUCAUCGCCGAUCUCGACGCGCUCGCUGUCCGCGAGGGCGAAGCCCUCGCGGUGAACUGCGUGGGCGCGCUGAGCCCUAAUUUGAUCGAGGCGAUGAAAUCGCUAAACCCUAAGGUGGUGACGGUGGUGGAGGAAGAGGCGGAUUUCUCGGGCGAUUUCGCGGAGCGAUUCGAGGAGUGCCUGAGGUUCCACACGGUGUAUUUCGACAUGCUGGAGGAGAGCUUCGCGGCGACGAGCAACGAGAAGCUGAUGCUGGAGAGGGAGUGCUUGAGAAAGAUAGUUAGGGUUUUGGCGUGUGAUGGUGAGAAAGUGGAGGAGCGUGAUUGUGAGAGGGGGAGGCAGUGGUCGGGGAGGCUGCGGGAGGCGGGAUUCGCUGCGGUGGCGCACAGCGAGGACGUGGUGGACGACGUGAGGGCGCUGCUGAAGAGGUACAGGGCGGGGUGGUCGUUGGCGGCGGAGGAUGAUCAGACUGGCAUUUUUUUGGCGUGGAAAGAGGAACCGGUAGUAUGGGCAUCGGUAUGGAAACCAUCGAAAUAAAUGGCAUAGAUAAUUAUAAGAGCAUCACAUUUCUGAUUCAUGGUGUUAUAUAUAUACUCCUUUGCUUUUUUAAUUCUGUGCUUUUUAGAGUUCUUCUUGUUUGAAAGCUUUUGCACUUGUGUAACGAAUCGUUUUGGGAAGAUGGAUAUGCUUUUUCUGUGUCUAAUUAACCUAGCUACCUACUGUAGCUAAAGC
Messenger RNA from Salvia splendens (bonfire salvia), 1540 nucleotides. RefSeq names its product protein SHORT-ROOT. Lineage: Eukaryota; Viridiplantae; Streptophyta; Magnoliopsida; Lamiales; Lamiaceae. The coding region runs from base 158 to 1345 and encodes 395 amino acids. The transcript has a single exon. The record is from RefSeq and is a predicted model, not a curated record.